AUGAAGCAGGAUUCACCCCCGAGUCUUUCGGACACUAGAACCCACUCCAUCCCUCACACUCUGAGGCGGCAGACGCCACCGGCUGUGACCUCUGGCAGUGCUGAGCUGUCCAUCACCUCCCAGCUCCCGAGGGCUCUGGUUAAUUCUCUCUCUCCUUCUUCUCAGCUGCCCAUGAUGGGAGGCGCCUUCAUGGACUCGCCCAACGAGGACUUCAGCACCGAGUACUCUCUCUUUAACUCCUCCACCAAUGUGCACGCAGCCUCCAACGGCCAAGGUCAGCCAGAGGAACCGCCAAGGUCCUCCAACGAUGCCGUCUUGCUCUGGAUCGCCAUCAUAGCGACGCUGGGGAACAUUGUCGUGGUGGGGGUGGUGUAUGCCUUCACCUUCUGAGACGCGGGAGCUCCGGGACGGCCCAGCCCUGUGCUGGGCUCACCGCGGGGCGCUGUCGCUGUUGGCCUUUGGCUGCGCCCGCGUUCUAGAACCAGGAGUUCUGACCAGGUGCGCGGUCUCUCCAAGAGGAGCCACCAUGCAUCUGGGAUUUCCCCAAGCGGCCCUGAUUUCAGAUACUCCAGGCUGUGGUCCAGCUGAUCCAGAAAAAUAUGGGAGCCUGGGCUUCCAGCCCCCGGAGGCACGCUGGGGCAGAGCCUUCGAGGAGUAGAUUGGGGAA
Messenger RNA from Mesoplodon densirostris (Blainville's beaked whale), 667 nucleotides. It is a transcript of the gene C4H14orf132, whose product is annotated as chromosome 4 C14orf132 homolog. The transcript is spliced from 2 exons. NCBI's taxonomy places the organism in Eukaryota, Metazoa, Chordata, Mammalia, Artiodactyla, Ziphiidae. Bases 1 to 390 code for a protein of 129 amino acids. The record is from RefSeq and is a predicted model, not a curated record.